Molecule: messenger RNA, 2320 nt
Organism: Osmia bicornis bicornis
Lineage: Eukaryota; Metazoa; Arthropoda; Insecta; Hymenoptera; Megachilidae
Gene: Srp72
Product: signal recognition particle subunit SRP72
Exons: 8
Coding region: 51-2021 (656 amino acids)
Biological process (GO): SRP-dependent cotranslational protein targeting to membrane
Cellular component (GO): signal recognition particle, endoplasmic reticulum targeting
Molecular function (GO): 7S RNA binding; protein binding; ribosome binding
Source: RefSeq, a predicted model, not a curated record
UACCCCUUGUUCCGCACUUCCACGUUGGACACGGUCGCAAUCUCGGCAACAUGGCCGCGAAAGAGAGUAACCUUCCUGCUCUUUAUUCGGAAUUAAAUAAAUUAGGUCAGAACGGAGAGUACGAGAGAGCUAUAAAAGUUGCAAAUCGAAUUUUAGGUAUUUCUCAAGAUGAGGAAGCUGCAUUUCAUUGUAAAAUUAUUUGCUACAUUCAGUUGUCCAAAUUUAAUGAUGCUCUUCAGUUUAUUACUAAAAAUCCCAAACUAGCAGGUAACUUGGAUUUUGAGAAAGCAUAUUGUUUAUACCGGUUGAAUCAAGUACCAGAAGCUUUGAAGGUGGUAGAAAAUGUCUCAAAUCCUUCUUUAAAGCUUAAAGAACUCAAAGCUCAAAUACUGUAUCGUCUUGAGAAGUAUGAGGAAUGUUUUUCUGUAUAUAGAGAUAUCAUAAAGAAUUCCCACGAUGAAUAUGAGGAUGAAAGAGAAGCAAAUCUUGCAGCAGUUAUUGUAAAUCUAGCAAUUGAGGGUUCUGAUUUAGAAGUUCCUGUGCUACGCGAAGAUACAUAUGAAUUAACAUAUAAUACAGCAUGUCGUUUAAUUGCACAAGGCAAUAGAGGAGAUAAAAGUAUUUUAAUCGAGGCAGAGAAAAAGCUUAGAGUAGCAGAGAAAAUGUGCAAAGAAGGUUUGGAAGAAGAUGGAGUUGCAGAGGAAGAAAUAGAAGAUGAACUAGGAAUUAUUAGAGUUCAGCUUGGAUGCUGUCUACAACUCCAAGGCCGUGAAAAAGAAGCUCAAGCAUUAUACACUUCUGCUUUAAAAGCAAAACCAGAUGAUAUAGCUUUAGUAGCAGUUGCAAGCAAUAACCUUGUGUGCCUCAAUAAAGAUCAGAAUGUAUUUGAUAGUAAGAAAAGAAUGAAGAGUGCUACUCAUGAGAGCCUAGAACAUAAGUUAACUUCCGGACAAAGAAGAACUAUUGCAUAUAACCAGUGUUUAUUAGCUUUAUAUACUGAUCAGGCUGAGCAAUGUCAACAACUUUGCAAUAAACUUGCUAAGGAUUAUCCUGCAUUAGCUGCAGAUGCAAUGUUCGUAAAGGCAGUACAACUUGCUAAAGAGGGUAAAGCAAAGGAAGCAGUAAAAUUAUUAACACCAUAUGCUGUUGGAGAAAAGGAGUUACAAAUGAAACUGGUUUGUGUGCAACUUUUGUUAAGUCAGGAUGAAAGAGAAGAAGCAAUUAAUAUUCUAGAAAAUUUGAAUGAAAGAGAUAGAUCGUUACCUGGUGUAGUCAGUGCUCUUGUAACUUUGCAUAUGGCUAACAAUAAUCGUGAAAAAGCAUCAACCGCCUUGAAGAAUGCAGUAAAUUAUUACAAAAAGAAUAAAGAAACUACUGCUAAUUUGGGAGAGUUGUGGCGGCAAGCCGCCGAUUUCUACCUGCGUGCAGGGGAAGUUAAAGUGGCAGCUGAUAUUUUACAAGAAAUGGUAGAUGCAUCGCCUUCUGAUACUAAAACAUUAGCACAAUUAGUAGUAGCGUACGUGCAGUUCUGUCCUGAGAAAGCACAGCUCCUAUCUAAGCGCUUACCACCUCUUCACGACCUCUCUGAAAGAACCGAUGUCGAUGCUUUGGAGAGUAGUAACUGGAUAAUCGGUACCAAAGUGAUUAAGAAAAAAAUAGAACCAUCUCCUGGCAAACCUGCUGUUGAUGUAACCCAAAAGAAACGUAAAAAACGCAAACGUAAAGGAAAAUUGCCCAAGAACUACGAUCCAAAUAUUCCACCUGAUCCUGAACGAUGGUUACCCAGGCACGAACGUAGUGGAUUCCGAAAGAAACGGGAUAGAAGAAACCGCGAUGCCGCUAUGAAGGGCACCCAAGGCGCUGCUGCAGGAGCCAGCGAUCUUUAUGACAUUACUAAAAUGCCUACGAAUACUAAACCUUCUCCUAAUCCACGACACAGCCCGGCGGUUGAAACUUCUGGACCGCGACAACAACAACGGAAAGUUCAACAGAAAAAGAAAAAGAAGGGAGGAAAAUGGUAAUGACAAAUGUUUAUCGUCACGUUGAAUUUGGUUGAAUUAUCAUGUACGAAAUAUACAGCAUAGUUAAUAGUGCUACGUCAAUCGAUAACCGAGGGAUAUCAAGUCUAAUGAAUCGAGUAACUUUUCUAGUUAUACAUACAUUUUUUACCAUUGUACAUAUGUACUGUACAUGAUACUGCCAUUUUAAAAGAAACAUAAUAUACAUCAGUUUGUUCAAUUAAACAAAAACUUUAUGUUUCUGAAUUUGUUAGUAAGCUAAGAAUAAGUAAAAAUAUAUGAAGAAAAUAUGGUACAUAAAA